Molecule: messenger RNA, 1272 nt
Organism: Prunus mume (Japanese apricot)
Lineage: Eukaryota; Viridiplantae; Streptophyta; Magnoliopsida; Rosales; Rosaceae
Source: RefSeq, a predicted model, not a curated record
AUGGUUGGUCACAUACCAUCCAAUAAGGUUAUUGUGUUGUACUAUAGUGAGAUUGAAGACUAUGAGUAUGAUGCAGAUGCAGAGAAUUGUGAUGGGGAUUUGACUCAGAAUUACCAAGUGAAUGGGGUGGAUUAUAUUGAAGUUGAAGCUGAGGAGACUUUUGAGAAUGUUGGGACAAAAGUGGCAAAUGAAGAUGCAGGGGCAGAAUUACCAAAUGAAGAUGUUGUGAAAGAGGUACCAAAUGAAGAUGCAGGGGCAGAAUUACCAAAUGAAGAUAUAGGGGCACAUUUCACUAUUGAUACCGAAGGGGCAGAAUUGCCAAAUGAAGAUAUAAGGGCACAUGUGACAAUUGAUAAUGAAGGGGCAGAAUUGCCAAAUGAAGAUGAAGAUGAAGAUGCAGAUUCAGAAAUUCAAGACAGUGAUUAUGAGUUCAGUGACAAUGAGGCAGAAGAUAGGCCAACUGUUAGAGAGAAUGUAGCAAAUGAAGGGACUAGUCAUGGUGCUCAAGGAGAGAUGUCAUCAGAUGGUGCUGACACGUCAGAAUUUGACAGUGGAAGUGAGACUGAUUCUGAGGGUAAUGGUAGAAAAAAGAUAAAGCUGCCAAAAUUUAAGCAGUAUAGAAGAUAUGUGCAUUUGAAAAAUCCUGAGUUUAGAUUGGGAAUGAAGUUUGCAAACAAAAAAAUUCUGAUAAAGGCUAUCAAGGAGCUUGCAAUUAUAGAGGCUAGGGAAGUAUAUGGAUCAAGGAUUAAUAGAGAGGAAGGGACAUUUGCUAUAAAAACUUUGAGCCUAGAACAUCAGUGUGGAAGAGUGGACAAGCUUAGGCAUACUACAUCAAAAUGGCUUUGUGACAGAUAUGCAAACAAGCUGAGCCGCAACUCAGACUUUGAUCUGAAAUCAUUUCAACAAGAUGUGUUGGCAGAUUACAAAAUAAAAGUCACCAAACUUCAAGUUUAUAGGGCAAAGAGGCUAGCCAGAGAUUUAAAUGAAGGUACUUUCAAAGAACAAUAUGCUAGAUUGUGGGAUUAUGCAAAAGAAUUGAAAACUACAAACCAAGGUAGUACAGUGAAGAUUAAAACUCAGAUUAUGAAGUGUGAGACAGUGUUUCAAAGAAUAUAUGUGUGCUUGGCUGCAUGUAAGAAGGGAUUUUUAGAAGGUUGCAGACCUGUUAUUGGUGUUGAUGGCUGCCAUUUGAAAGGGCCUUAUCCUGGACAGAUCUUGACGGCUGUUGGGGUGGAUUGGAACAAUGGUUAUUUCCCAGUACCAAGCUAUUGA